AUGCCGAUUAUCUCGUUGUCCAGUGUUGCGUCCAGUGGGGAACAUUUGCGUGGGGAACGAUUAUCAGACUGUGAUGUAUUUUUUUUCAUUUUGUCUUUCAAUGAUAAUUUCUGACUUUAUGAUCCUUCGUAUCUGAAACUGCAUGUACUACAAUGUAUCAACAUCUUCAUCGGAAGUUCUGAUUUUUAAUUUGAGUUUCUUGAGUGAGAUCUUUACUUGCAACCAACAUCAUCUCUCCUCAUCUAUCACUUGCAUCGUCACCAUCUCUAUUCAAACAAAGUCAAUUACGUACUGAUAAAAAACACAGCUCAUCCUCGAAUGUGACGCGUUGCCAAAUUUGUUUGGGUUAUUCUCGCACGCGAGAAAGCAUAUUAGGAAAGAGACUUGCUGGACGAUAUCGAACAUUACAGGAGGAAAGUCAAGCCAAAUCCAAAAAGCAGUAGAUAGUGGGGGUCUGCCAGCGUUGGUGACGCUAUAUAAGAAAAGACCAGAUUUUGAUGUGAAGGAGGAGGUAUUAAGUUUUUGACUACAAAAUCUGAUUGGAUACAAGCACAACAGCAUCCGUUUAUGGGAUGCAGCUUUGGUUUAGUUUGUAGUGCUUCUAUGCCCGGUCGUGACGACUUUGUGAAUUGUUUGUGAUUCAAAAUAUAUACUCAUCCUUUUCCUGUCCUCCUCCACAUCAAUUAGUUUCCUUUCAUUAUCUAUCAUCUGUCUACUUCGUAUCCAACAUAAUCUGUUUCUAUAGAUCGUGUGGGUCUUCCGUAACGCCUUAGCCUCUGGCCUUUCGUCACAGCUGAAGUAUAUGCUAGAACGUGGCUGCCUGGAGAUGCUAGUGGACAUGUUGGACAUAUCUCAAGGUGGCUCUUUGACGGCAUCAGGCGCCGCCAUCCAGCAAGCGGACAAGCGCAUCCUCAUGGCCGCUAUCGAAGGAAUUCACAUUACGUCCUGGAACGAGGCGUGGCGCUCACAAACAACGACCCCAGUCCUUUCUGCGUGCGCUUGCAGGAAACCGAGGGAGUGGAGAGGAUGAGGAUACUGAGGGACGAGUUUACAUCGGAAAGCGUGUCAGUGGCAGCAAAUUAUCACAUUUUCCAAAUGUACUUCCCAGAAGUGGACGAUGCCUGUGUCGCAGACGAACAACCAGAGUCACAGAACAAUUUCGCACAUCAAGGGCCUCAUGAGACUACUGUGCAUCAAAAGGGCAUAACAUCAAGCGGAGGUCGUGUAGUUCCUAAUACUGCAGGAGCUUUCGGCUCUAUGCACCAGCAGGAGGCUUUUGGUUCGUCUGUAAAGACUGGCGCAUUCUCCUUUGGAACAAGCAAUUAGAAAGUUUCAGACGUCCUACUUGGAGUACAUCAGUACAUGACUUAACUCGAAUCAAGACUCCAGCAACCCAACAUUUCGUCUUUCCUCAAAAAUGUUCAGAAAGAACGUCUCAGAUGAUUGUCCUGUCCUCCAGCCUCACCUCCACAUAGCAAGAAUCGAUCCACAGAUAGGUUCACAGAGCAGUUAAGUAUAUUAAUAUAACGAAGAGACACCUCUAGUUCUGCAUCGGAUUGAGGAUGAUAACAUUGUCAAAGCAUG
This is a messenger RNA of Amoebophrya sp. A25, 1584 nucleotides long. The record is from the annotation of a GenBank genome assembly. NCBI's taxonomy places the organism in Eukaryota, Dinophyceae, Syndiniales, Amoebophryaceae.